AAUGCCCCGUGGGCUUUCCAGGUGGUGAGGAGGAUGAUUGGACAUUUGGGCAGGUCAUUGCUGUGGUACUCGUUGCAGGGCCUAUGCUCACCAUCAUCCAAUCUUUCUAUAAGCUUCUUGGGGAAGGUACCGCUCUGCCAUCGCAGGAUGCAACCAGCCAGGAGAAUCUUACUUUGCAGCUUCUGCCCGUCCAAACUUCGGACCCAGUCACUACGCCUUCCAAUCCAUCCUCACUCCCGCACCUCAGUCACCUCGACUUUCAAAGCGAUAUCUGGCAGUCGCACCACUCAACCCUAUGCAUCUCGGUCCUCUACUGCACCUUUGUAUGCAUUGUAUUCCUGGUUGAGGCGGUCUUCGUCGAAUCAGUGGUAAGAGUUUUUGACGCGUUUGGCUUUGGCUACGGCUUUGGGCAAGUCCUAGGGUUUCUACUUCUCCCUGUGGCAGGAUUGGUAGAGGUCAUUUUACUGUCGCUCGCAAUUGAAAACACGCUCGGCCACCGCUCGCGUUGGCUUCGACUCCCCUUACAGAGUGUUCUUGUGCUGUAUGGCUUUCCAGUUCUGUGGUUCACGUCCUCGUGGUAUUGGUGGCAUGGGCUCAUCCCAGGGUGUUAUUUGGUGUUCUGUCUGGUUGGGGCAUUAUGGGAGUGGGUGUCUUCGCGGGGUGUGGUAUAAUGACAUACAUUGCUACAACCAAGCAGAGAAGCAUUCCCAGGGUUGUUGGUGGUAUAAGCUUGGACUGCCUAGGCCAGAUCCAAGAGACUAUGUCACUGAGCAGUCUCGUUCACCGAGAGCCCAUGGGCAUUCGCUUUGUGUCA
Aspergillus aculeatinus CBS 121060 is the source of this 814-nucleotide messenger RNA. RefSeq lists its product as uncharacterized. The coding region runs from base 84 to 671 and encodes 195 amino acids. Lineage: Eukaryota; Fungi; Ascomycota; Eurotiomycetes; Eurotiales; Aspergillaceae. The record is from RefSeq and is a predicted model, not a curated record. The transcript has 2 exons.